Neodiprion virginianus is the source of this 8592-nucleotide messenger RNA. RefSeq lists its product as uncharacterized. Gene Ontology annotation, molecular function: protein binding. NCBI's taxonomy places the organism in Eukaryota, Metazoa, Arthropoda, Insecta, Hymenoptera, Diprionidae. Bases 778 to 7629 code for a protein of 2283 amino acids. The record is from RefSeq and is a predicted model, not a curated record. The transcript has 10 exons.
AGUGAAGAUACGUGCGGCCUGGUUACGACUUGACGCCAUCAAAUGGCAAUUUCUGGAACUACUACGAGAUUAGGACGAAUCUGCGGGCGAUUGAACACGGUGAAAAAGGACAGACAAACUGACAGACAGAUAGACAGCACGGCCAUUUUUAUAGAUAUUUCUGCCGGACUUGAAAGUCGACGGAGGAGGUCUUUUCGAGCUCUCUCAUGGAUAAAAAAUAAAUUAAAAAAUAAACGAAGCACCCAAUCUAAUUGCACUCGGUGUCACCAUCAGGCUUUAAAUAAACAUACAAAGGAAUCUAAUGAAAAUAGUAGUACGUGAUAAUAGUGCGUGUUCGUAUGGGGAUCCCUUUAAUCGCGGUUUAAUCGAGAUGCACCUGCCGAUGUUGGGAUAAUAUAAUGCCAGACGCCAACGAAGUGUGGAAUCAGUAUAUUCGGUCAAUAAUAUAUUGCAAAGAAAAAAGUACAAAUAUGUUCGUCGGCAAAGUUAGGGAAUAGGUAGAUUAGUUGACGCGUCCAGUACUAUAAAUAAUUGAAAGAUGAAUUUAUUUACGACGGAUCCGGCUGCCUCAGCGUUAACUUGUGAUAAUAAUUAAAACAAACAACAAUUAUUGUCAUGUCAAACUACCGCACCCGUCACCCGUCGCCUUUUACAUUUCUGCAUUGCGUUAACACCGCGUUGAACAGCUUUGAUCGCAUGUAGAACGAAGUGGGGCAGCUGACAGCUAAGGAGAUCGGCGAAAAAAGGUGGGAAUACAUGAUACAAUAGAGAUGCCUCAUGGCUGGAGGCAGCGGCAGGUACAGACAAGGCGGACGUUUAGAGAAAGUAAAUCCACAGCUUUACAAUUCCCAUUUAUAUCCUCGCCACACGUCUGAGCCACCCGUCGUCACAGAAACAUUCAAGCAACGCCAAAGAAUAGAAACUGUAAGAACACGAUUGAAAAACAUAAACAUUCUCCACGAGCACAUUCAAAGAAUAUUCACAGACUCUCUUCAUUCAGAUCUUGAAAUAUUGAUCGACUGUAAGGUAAUACGAACCAACCAGUGCAUUGUCAGGACAAGAUCGCCACAUUUUUAUCACCUUCUAGAGCCGUACUUUGUAUACGAUAGUAGUUUGGUGAAAUGUGCGCUUGAUGUUCCUGGAAAAUUUCGCCACAUUGAGAAUUUUUUGAGACUUCUCUAUACUAAUUCUGAUCCGUCACAAGAAGAGCUAACACUGGUUCAGCUAAUAUCGGAUACAUUGCAGUCUGAAGAAUGUGCAGAGCGAGAUAGCUUCAGCAGGAAAUUGAGCUACGAUAAUUGUCUGUGGAAUACGAGUGAUAUAAAAACGAAUUUUGGGCGUUGCUAUAGAAAUGCAACAGUAGAUGUGAGUCCCACAUCUUCGGACAUGGCUGACUCUGGACUGGAGACGGGGUCUGUUAGCCCACGUGACAAUAGCGUUUCAGAAACAUCAGGUCCAGAUUUGGACGAAUCUCAUGCUACAGGUGACUUUUCAACGGAUGAAGAUUCUAACAAAGUCACACUCAGAGGCUCUGGUGCCGAGGAAUGUAACAAGAUAUCGUUGAACGAACAGCAUACAAAUGCUUUAAAUAUCGACAACACAACUAGUUAUACAGAUAAGUCUGCGAGAUUGUUGGAAAAAAAGCAUGGUGCUGAUAUCAUCGGCUCUGACGCAACCUGUUCAUUUGUAAGAAUUGAACCGCAGUGCGGGGGUAACUUGAGGGAGCUUGAUUCUUCUGGGUCAUCGGAUGAAAAUGCUCAAAAACUUCAAGAGCGGGCAGAACUAGAGAUAUCCAGUUAUGAAAAUCACGUGCUUGAUGAUCCUUUCUACGAAUCCGAAUCUGAAACUGACGAAAAUGAGAAAACAAAUUCAUUUGUUCCAACGGAAUCGUUCGAGUUUAUUGAUCCUGUUAACAUGUCACCGCUUAAUUCUGAUCCUGAAAAGGCAUUGCAGAAAUACGAGAGUUUCAACAAACAAGAUGAUGAGAAACUUAAUCCUAAUCCUGAGGCCAGGAGCAUGACAAUGGAAGAGUUGCGACAUGAACUGUCCCACUCAAAUGAUCUACCGAUUAAAAAGAGCUCCUCCAGUACAAGUAGUUAUUAUUUUAUCGAUGCUUCGAGCUUAAAUGAUGAAGAGGAAGUUGCCAUAGUCGAUAAUUUGCAUGAACGUGAUUUGGGUAGUAGAAUUCCUUCGUACAUUCCCAGCUGCGUGAAUCGUAAUUCGAAUGAUGAUGAGAAUCAGAGAUUCCAACCUGAAGAGCAGCAUCAUCGAUUGACUGGAACAAGACGAUUGUCGAGUUUUCAAAGCGGCCAUGAGAAAGUUGCCGAGUUUGAAAAGGAACUGAAGUUAACAGAGCGACUGGAGCCACUGAUCGAAUUGCGUAAAGUGAAACGGUUGGAUUCGACUUCCGACGAUAAAGCGGAUAGCGAGAAGGAGAAAAGUACUGAAAAAGAAACUCUAGUAGUAGAAAUUAAAGAAGCAGACAGUGGGGAAAGCGCAAGAGCAUCUCCCUGCCCAGACAACAGCAGAGGGAUCAGUAAUAACAAACCAAAUCGGUGCGAGGAAUCUGGAGUCCUUUUGGAAGCUGUUUCGAAAGAUCCAGUUGAGCAAGAGAAGAACGUUGUUACAGAAGAGACUGAGGCAAUAGAACCGAGACGACCUUCUCUCAUCAGGAGAAACACAUUUGAAUUAGAUCCGAACGAUGAAAAACUUUCUAUCCUCAGGCAAGAAUAUGAAAGACGUCAGGGUAGUCUUGUUUUUCAGAAUUCGAUCCCUCAAUACUCGGGACAUCGUGUAGAUGGUGAUUCCUGCUCUGAUGUACCAGUAAUGGACGAUACUUGGAUAAAACCAGUUGAUGUGUGUCUAGACAUGAGACAGCCAACUAUUGUGACAUGUGCAGUGGUUUCCAUUGCCUCACUCGAUAGUCAAGACUGCAGAAAUAUGCAGGAGUUAUCAAGUAGUUUCUGUGCUGAAAAAAGCAUAUCUCUGAACAGCGAAGAAAGUAUUAGUAACCAGCCUCUUGUACCUGAGACAAGGGAGAGUACAAAGGCUAUAGAAGUACCAAAGCGGUCUAAAUGUGACGAAACAACGCCAAUUGUUUCAGGGGGUGCAGCUGCCACUGACUACUCGAAGGUAACAGACAGUCCGAUUGUAAGACGAAAGACCGAAUCAACGCCAAUAGUUUCUGGUGGUUCGGUUCUCAUGGACGAACCUGAGGUGAAAGUAAAACCAGUAAGGAUGUGCAGUUCAAUGACAUCAUGGGUUGUCGACAUGCGUAAUCCAGUAAAAGAGGAUGUUGAGUUAGUGGGAAGUGAUAAGAUGCAGGAAACAAUGUCACAGAGUUUGUCAAAUGUUGAGAGUAUGCAGAAGAAUGAAAAGAAAUUUAAAUCUCCUGAGAGAUUGGGGAGCUUAGGUUUUUUCAUUGACUUGAAUGAAGCAGAAAGUUGUGGGGAAUCUCUUACAACUUCUGAGAAAGCUGAAUCUCAACCAAAAUCGAAACUGAGAGACCAAUGUGGAGAGCAAAAUGGAAAUGGAAAAAGCUACUGCGAGUUUUUCAUUGAUAUAUCUGAGAAAAGUAAGGUUUCACCGACAGAAAAGAAAGAUGUUCAUGUAACAGCACGCAAUGCAGGGCAAAAUGUGAGCCGAGGAUGUGAUAAAAGAAAUAUUUUUUCUAUGUUCAUAGAUCUGAAUGAUUCUAAAACUUCUAAUGGUAAGUGCAUUACACAUAACACUAAAACGGAACUGAGGGAGAAAACUAUCGAUGAAGAAAGUACCUCGGCUGCUAGUAAGUCUUUCAAUUCGGAAAACGCGGCUAUAAUUGAAAAGGCAAAACCAAACAAUGGUAAUUCUGAUGAGAAUGGCAGUAGCAGUGAAAAAGAUCAGUCUUCUACUGACCAAAAAGGUUCAAGAGAGCAAAAUAAACAGAGCAUUUUCAUGUUCAUUGAAUCUGAUUCUCCGGUGGUUAGACGACGAACCUUGUCAUCUUCAAGACCUGCUUUCAAGCGACAUUCUUGGAACGUAGACAAAGGUGGCACGGCAAAUGGUAAUGGACAUAUCGGCAAAGAAGCUGUUUAUCGCAAGGAACACAAGCGGGCUCACAGCCUGUCCGUGGAUCGCGGGGACUUGAGAAAGAAUCAGACAAAAACGAGUAACUCUAGCCACUCGCUGAGCGAGGCUGCUCGGGCCGAUACCUUGAACGGAUUGAAUUCCACCAAGCGACUGCAAGAGCAGGAUAACAACAGUCGUAACAUGGACACAUCGACAGAGGAUGUAUUCGAGUACGACAAUCGUGAUACUCCGCCUAAUUCGCAUAUUGAAAUAUUUAACGAAGAAUUAAGAGCCUCUGUUAAGCAGCACGAUUACCAGGAAUUAAUUUCGACAGAAGUCACCGAAAAUUUUGAUGCCGAAACUAAGGCGUACGAAGAGGAAUAUUCCGAGGUAUCUGUGUGGGAUAAAACUGGAACUGAGAGUACCGACGGUCCUGAUCAUACUCGUAAGAGUGAAACAUUCGACAUUAGUAGUGGUAGUGGAAGUGGGCCGUCACCAAGGAGCGAUCAUCAUGACUCAGAACUUUCAGAAAUGAUGAAUGCAGAGGAGCAAAAACCUUCAAAUAAAUCUCAAACGGUGCCGCCUGUUGGGUACAAAAUAUUCGAAACCCAAAAAUCUCUAAAUGCAAAGAUAAAAAAAAUUGAAUCCGAACUGACUAACCAUGAUUGCGGAGCUGUGAAAUUAGUUGGACAUCAUUCCCGAUCUGCGACAAGUACCAAAAGAGAGGAAAAGAUGUUUGAUCAAGGUCCACAUGGGAAUAAAUCUGCACCAUCCAAUCCAUCAGGCUCUAGUUUCGUUCGUCUUUCAGACCUGGAUAAAACUCCUGUGCGAUUUCAUACCUCUGACAUAAUUAAUACAAAGGAUGAAAGGGUCACGUACCGUAUGAGCACCAGCAUUCCUGAAACCUCUUGGAUCGAAAGUAAACUUGUCAUGUCCAGAUCAACUGGUCCAUUGAGAAAUGUAUCGCGAGGGAAGUUUGCCUCUGCCAUGACGACUUCUUUGCCUCCGAAGCAAAAAUCUCCCUUGGAUGAUUUAGGCAAUGAUGGAGAUGGCGAAGGUGUUAUAUCAGAAUCUGAUCUCAGCAGUAUGCAAAGCAGCAUGGGUCGAUCCGGAGCUGAAGGUAGCACAGAGGAGACGGAAACAUCAAGUUUGGUAGGAACUAAACCGUACAACAGACUGGGCGAAGAUCUGUUGCGCAUGUUUCUGGAGGAAAUUAAUCCUGACGUAACAAUAGACGUUUCGGGACGCCGAAUAAGAGCUCAUAAGUGCAUAUUGAGCUCCCGCUGCCAAUACUUUGCAGCUAUACUUAGCGGCGGAUGGGUCGAAAGUGCUGGAAAUGUGAUUGCGCUUCAAGGAUAUUCUUACAAUUCCGUACACUUUGCCUUAUGCCACAUAUAUAGCGGGGAAAGUAACAUACCAGAAACGAUAAGUAUCGUGGAAUUGGCAACGUUGGCAGAUAUGUUGUGCUUGGAGGGGCUGAAGGAAGUGAUUAGUUACACGCUUAAAGUGAAGUACUGCCAUCUGUUUCACAAGCCAUGUCAGAUUUGCGCUGUUGGAGUACUAGAGUGUAUGCCGUUAGCUGCUGCAUACGGACUGGACGAGGUAUAUCGGAAAUCUCUUCGUUGGAUAACCAGACAUUUUGUACGCAUAUGGCCAUGCAAAGCGUUUGCUACCCUGCCCCGUGAACUCAUGGACAAAUGUUACCAUCAGCACAUCGUACACAUGUCUACAGAUAACGUCCUCCAGACUAUGAUGGACUGUGACAAGCUUUUGGCGACAUUGCCAAACGUCCGUUGGGCAGAGCCUGUUUUCAGACUGGUUUCCAAUCUCCUGGAAACCUCGGUUAAAUUCUUGUCAGAUAAUUUUUCUGGCUUGUUGGGCAAUGAAAAGUUUCAAGCACUUGGUCGUGAGUUCAGCUGGAACAUAAGUCGUCUGGAAGAUAACAUCUUGGCAGCUGCAGACCGCCUGCCUCCGGAACAGGCUUGCAAAAGUUAUGCCAAGCUGCACAAGAUGCUACUCACAGCACAAUCCGAAGAUAUACCGUUGGAGCGGAAAUGGGCUCAGCAGUUCAUCGAAUUUUUGAAAAAAAUCCAUAGCCAUGUAGAGAAAUGUUUGGUGCGGGAAGCUCCGAGGGCUGCAAGGUCGACAAUGUGGUUGAAAAUGGAUUUGGAACUGCGAAGAAGGAUACAAGAAUUAGCUUGUCUAGUUAUUUUACCCCAUGAAACAUCCAAGCGUCAAUCUCGGCAUUCAAAUUUCUUGAAGGAGCCAAGAGCAACCUCUAGCCGAACAUCGGCAAGCCGCAGUGUGGAACUGAGGAAAGUUAAAAUGGUGAUGUCUGAGCAUAAUGAUAAAACCUUGAAGCAAGUUGCACCGCCUGCGCCACAAACGAAGAAAAUUCCUCUGAGCAAGCCCAAGACAGAUCCACUAGAUCGAAAACUACCACAUGAGAAAUUGAUCGCAAGUGAAAUCAACAGCAGACCGCGGUCCUGGCCAAAUAAAAUCGAGGUAAAACCUAGGUAUCUGGAGCCACGAAACAAGUCUGUCGCAAAAGAGGUAGCUCCUCAGGCGCCACCUGAAAAAAUGAUACAGCACCGUCGUAAGAAUUUGAUAUCAUCCUCGGAUUCUUCACGAACAUCUAGUCCUGCGAUGAAACGUGCCGUGGAUAAAAAGGCAGCUGCAAAGAUGAAGCUACCGAUAAAGAAAGAUGUAAAAGCUCUCUCCUCCGACAGUCUUGCCGAUUCAAACGCCGACAAGGCGAGUAACAGAAAAGAUCCAACGAGUAAAAGUUGCGGUAUAACACGUCCAGAGUCACCUUUGCUCAAACAGAAGGAGACCGAGAUAGGCUUGUCGAUAGAUUCGUUAGCUGAAGCAAAAAAGAAACCUGUGGUAAAGAAAACGAUGACGAAAAUGGACACAUCCAUGUCUACCGAUAGCUUGAUGACUGAGGUGACUGGCACACCAAAAUCGACAGUUUCAAGCAAACUCUCACCAACCUUGGGGAACAGAAGCAUGAACAGAAGUCAAACUCGGGAACGUGGUGUUAAGAAAACAUCUCCUCCAAUACAGCACAAAAGUCCGUUGACAAUAGUACGACGGGCUCCCAGAUCAAUUGAGAGCUCAACUGCCGCCAGUAGGAACAGAGCACUUCCAGUUACACCAUAUCACGGAUCUCCCAGUUUGCGAAGGAACCUAUUAGACGCGGCAAAAACCCCAGACAUCCCUGGGAGAGUUGUGCAAACUACCACUGGAAGUCGAUCGACAGCAAGGCAAGCUACUCUACAGUUAUCAGGUGCUAGUAAUUUAAGAAAAGAGAGGAAAGGGACUCUCUCUAAUCAACCGACCGUCGAGAGUCCAAAGAAGUUAUCACCAAAAUCAAAUGGUGCGGUUAGAGCUAAUAAGUCCGGAAUAGUUGGGAAUAAAAAAACGACCAGCAAAAUGGUCGACGAUAAGAAUAAAACUACGUGCCAUAAUGGUGAGGCAGUGAAACAACCAACUGUCGGUUCCAGAUCUGGAACAUUUUUAAAGGACGAGCCCUCGAUACUUAAAAAGUCAGAUAUCAAAUCGUCAGAAGCUAGUGUGUAAAUGUUAACUUAUUAUUUAUAUGUGCUGAUUGCAUUAGUGAUUACAUACAUUGAACGCGUUUAGUAUGAUGUGUAUGGUUCUUAUGCAUUAAUCAGUAUUACGUGAUCGAAGAUUCUCAAUAUUUUGUGAUAGCGGAUUAUUACUUUGCAUGUUUUGUUUUUUAACAGAAUUAUUCCAUAUGUUUGAUUGUUUACUCAUUCCAAAAACUCGAUGCUCGAGUUUCGCGAUCAAAUAUUUAUUUAUCAAUCGUUUCCAUUAUGCCAUUCUGUUUUUUUUACAUACAUAUCAGUAAAUCGGACAUUAAGUUAAUUACCUCUACGUGCGUAUGUGUUCAUCUAUUUAUGGAUAUUGAGAUUAUUAAUAUUUGGUAUAUUCGUUCAUCACUGAUGCAAUCGUGUGUGGAGAUAUUUGAAAAAUCUUUACACAGGCAAGCAGACGUGCCACUGUUCGCGUUAUAAAAAUAUUACAUACUUUACAUGUCCUGUGGCUUUGUAAGCGAGUACAUAAAAUGGCCAGUUAUAUGCAAUUUGCUUUACAAUCAGUUAGAUUUUCCUGUUAGUGUUUUAGUAAUGAAUAUGUAAGCAAGUUGUAAUCUGCAAAUUAUCUUGUAAAACAUUGCAAUAUUACGACUAUUAUUAUUUAUUGUAUGAAAGAAUAUGAUUCUGCUGUUCUCUGAACGAUUGCCAUUCUAUAACGAGAUCAGAAAAUUAAUUCCGAUACUAGAUAGUUUAGUCUUGAAGCUGGAUGUACUGUUUUUUCUUGUUUCAAUUUUUUUGUUUUUUUUUAUAAAAACAAAUAUAAAUUAAUUUUAAUUGUUAAUUGUAUUUAUUUAUUCAAUAUCUUAUCUCUAUAUUUUGCAAUGUACAUUUUUACUAUGCAAUAUUUGUAUCUAGUCAUUUAUAUAUAUUUUAAAAAUAUUUACUUUUAUGUAAUGUUAAAUAAAUAUUUCAAUAUAACGUUUAA